Lepus europaeus (European hare) is the source of this 924-nucleotide messenger RNA. RefSeq names its product protein FAM246C. Bases 1 to 924 code for a protein of 307 amino acids. NCBI's taxonomy places the organism in Eukaryota, Metazoa, Chordata, Mammalia, Lagomorpha, Leporidae. Gene Ontology annotation, biological process: regulation of DNA-templated transcription. The record is from RefSeq and is a predicted model, not a curated record. The transcript is spliced from 3 exons.
AUGACCCCUGCACAGAAGAUCCUGUACAGGGAGGUGAUGCUGGAGAUCUACAGCAGCCUGCUCUCCUUGGGAAUGAUCGGGUUCCUUGCAGCUAGCUGUGAGCGGACCACACGGACGGAGACGGCCCUGAGCCAGGGCCCGCGGUCGCUAGGCUGCGGGCCGGGGCUCCCGAGCAGGCCCGAGCCCGCGGUAGCAGCGGUGGAGGCGGCGGCGCGGAUGGCGGCGGAGCCCGGGCGCCAGUGGGUCCAGGCCCGCAGCGCGUACGCGGCGAGCGAGGCGCUGCGGCGCGGCGCUGGCCGCCGGCGGGAGCCCACGGCGCAGCCCAACGGGCCGGGCCCGGAGGACGCGCGGGCCCCAGGCCGCCUGGCCCGACUUCGAGGCCAGCUUCGGGAGAAGGCGGCGCCGCGGCUGCUGCGCUUGGCGGAGCACGCGAUGGAGGCGGAGGCCAAAGGGCCCAGCGCGAAGAGCGAGGCGCGCGGCGGCGGCUCCGUGUGCUCCGUGUGCGGGGAGCCACGCGGCGGGGCCACCUACCCGGCGGGAGUCCUGGAGGUGAGCGAGCAGCGGCUGCAGGAGGGGCUGGCGGCCAUGCGCACCGAGCUGGGCGCGGGGCUCGAGGCGCUGCGGGCGGAGCUGCGGGCCGAGCUGGACGCGUUGCGCGCACUGCUGCCGCCGCCGUCGCCGCCGCCGCCCGCCGCGCGCCGCGAGCCCCGCGAGCCCCGCGCUGCCCCGCGCGCACACGCGCCCCGCGGCCCGGGCCUGCUGCGGGCGCUCGGCACCGUGAACGCCCUGGUGGUGGCUGCCUCGAGAUCCACAGACGAUGGCCCCGACGGCCCCGCCGACGGCGCUGCGAGCCGAGCCCCGGCCCGGAAGAACCUCAAGAAGACGCCGGUGCCGCCCGGCGCCCCGGCAGGUGGCGGGGAUUGA